UAUUGUUGUUAACUCGAUAUAUUUGCGUAGAAAGUAUUUCCGGGGCAGUUUUAUAACUUGGACACAUAAUAAACCGUGCUACAAAGGUCUUGUCUUCUACCUGUCACGGGUUCUCGCUUUCAUGUACACUGCGGUGCUAAUUGCUGCUGUUGUUGGUGGUGGGGUACUGCUCCUUGUGCGCCGUUUGUUCCCUCAACAGAAACCCAUGAAGCUGCUCCAGUAUCCCGCCGACACCAUGCGAGGAAAGACUGUCAUCGUGACCGGGGCUAACUGCGGGAUAGGGAAGGCCCUGGCCGGGGAGCUGCUGAAGCUCCAUGCCCGGGUCAUCAUGGCCUGUCGGGACCAGCGGAGCGCCGAGGAGGCGGCUAAGGACAUCAAGGACCAAGCGGGACCAGAGCAGGGGGAGGUGGUCAUCAAACACCUGGACCUCGCUUCUCUCAAAUCAGUCCGACAAUUCUGUGAGGAAAUUCAUGAGGAGGAAUCCAAGAUUGAUGUGCUCAUUAACAACGCAGGCGUCUACCAGUGUCCCUACGCAAAGACAGAGGAUGGUUUUGAGAUGCAGCUUGGUGUGAAUCACCUGGGUCACUUCCUCCUCACUCACCUCCUGCUGGACCUCCUGAAGACCUCGGCUCCCAGCCGCAUCGUUGUGGUUUCAUCUAAGCUAUACAAGUACGGCCAAAUCAACUUUGAUGACCUGAACAGUGAAAAAAAGUAUGACAAGUCCUUCUGCUACAGUCAGAGCAAGUUGGCCAACCUGCUGUUUACACUCGAGCUGGCUCACCAGCUUGAGGGAACGGGGGUCACAGUCAAUGCUCUCACCCCGGGCAUCGUCAGGACCAAACUAGGCAGGCAUGUUGAAAUCCCUCUCCUGGCAAAGCCGCUGUUCUCCCUCGCUUCGCUAGUCUUUUUCAAGAGCCCAUUGGAGGGGGCCCAGACUCCUCUUUAUCUGGCCUGCUCCCCUGAGGUGGAGGGAGUGUCGGGGAAGUGUUUCGCUAACUGUGAGGAGGAGGAGCUGAUGGCCAACGCUACAGACGACCGGGCAGCCAAGAAACUGUGGGACAUAAGCAGGAGGAUGGUUGGGCUUGCUGACUGAGCAGAGUCCUGUUCUGAGGACAGUACUGGAGGGGCUUAAGUGUUCUUGGACAAAAUACUUAAUCUCUAGCACACUCUAGACAUCACCCCACAGACUCUCACUCACAUUUUGCGAGAGAGUGCUCAUGAAAAGACUGAUUGCCACCUGUAAUAAUUAAUGAAAUGACAUACUGUGCCAAAGAAGUGUGUAAAUUAAGUGCCCUUGAGCAAGAGGGCGGAGUGUACUUUGCAGUGGGUUGAUCAGAGAAUGUAUAAAGCUUUGAAUAAACAAAUGUUCCCCUUAAAAGUGAGCGUUCAAAUGAAGAUGCAUCACCAUGUGAAGUUAGGGCUGGGCGGUAUGGCCAAAAAUGGCAUCACGAUAAAAAAUGUCAUCUCAUUCUGUCCAUAAUUAUCACAAUAAAGUCAACUCAUUAUUUCUAA
Molecule: messenger RNA, 1512 nt
Organism: Micropterus dolomieu (smallmouth bass)
Lineage: Eukaryota; Metazoa; Chordata; Actinopteri; Centrarchiformes; Centrarchidae
Gene: rdh14b
Product: retinol dehydrogenase 14b
Exons: 2
Coding region: 122-1093 (323 amino acids)
Source: RefSeq, a predicted model, not a curated record